GUCAGACUGGGAAGUCAUCUAGAAGCAUUUAUCUGGAUUCUCGUGUGUCACUGCAUCAAGAAUGAAGAUGAAUCUUUUCUCUGGGAUGUUGAAGGCGUUAUUUCUACUCAUCUCUGUACAAGUGUGUGUUGGUUACAAGAGGAUCUGUUACUACACUAACUGGGCCCAGUAUCGCUAUGGAGCAUCCUUCUUUCCCAGAAACAUUCCACCUCACUUGUGCACGCAUAUAUUCUAUGCCUUUGCUAACCAUUCAAACAAUACUAUAACGAGCCGUGAAUGGAACGAUGAUUCAACACCGUGGUCCCAAGGCAUGUAUAACAAAAUCAACGCUUUGAAGCUUCAAAACCCAGAUCUGAAAGUUCUUGUGUCGAUUGGUGGCUGGAUAAGCGCAGACGAACCUACUAGAACCAGAGAGUUCCGCCUGACGGCGAAUUCGGCGGCAAAUCGAAGGAUUUUUAUCCAGAACGCCAUUAAAUACGUGCGGGAUAGGAACCUGGAUGGUCUGGACAUUGAUUGGGAGUAUCCGCGUCCGGAGGACUCACAUCUCCAGCUAAUGAAGGAGUUACGUGAGGCAUUUGACGCGGAAGGUCAGAGAACACAACGAGCGCCGCUGCUUCUAGCCGCAGCAGUGUGGGGGAAUGCAGCCCUAAGCGGACCACGUUAUAAUAUGGCACAGCUGGGACGGUACAUGGAUAUCAUCGGCAUUAUGUCAUACGAUUAUUUCGGAGCCUGGGAUCGGUCUGUCAACCAGCAUUCUAUCCUCUACCCAGAAACAGACGAUGCCGUCAACCUGUGGUUAUCGAAUGGAUUUCCUGCCAAUAAGCUGGUUAUAGGUAUAGCUACAUACGGCCGAUCGUUCACCCUAGCUAACAACGCGCAGACGGUGCCCGGCUCACCCGCAAAAGGUGCAGGGCUUGCCGGCAGCUUCACAAACUCCAUGGGGGUUCUCUCUUACACCGAGAUCUGUUUGAAGAUUAAAAACGAAGGUUGGACGAAUCGCUGGGACAGAGUUAACGAAGUGCCUUACGCCUUUAAGGGCAACCAGUGGGUGGGAUACGACAAUCAGCGCAGUGUUGAAAUUAAGAUGAACUACGUGCUCAGCAAAGGUCUAGGUGGCGCCAUGGCCUGGACUCUAGACUUUGAUGAUUUCUCGAACGCAUGUGGUAACGGUAUGUACCCGUUAAUCGGGGUAAUGCAGAAAUUCUUACCAAGUGAUGGGAAUGGUCCUGUGAUCAGUAAAGAUGAUGGCCCAGAAACGAAAUCACAGACAACAACAACCACCACUACCACAACAACGACAACCACACGCACGGACAUACAGCGUGUCGUCUGCUCAGACCCCAACACACCGGAUGGAUUUUACAUAAUUCCUCACAACUGCCAUGGCUACAUACGCUGCGUUCUCAACACCGAGUAUGUCCAAAGCUGCCCCACGGGCUUGCUGUAUGACCCCACCCAGACGGCUUGUAACUGGCCGGCAGUGGUGACGAGAGUCAGGAAUGACUGUCAGUGACACGCUACUGUUCAGACCUGAUGGACACAUCCACAGACGUUAAUGACUGGGGUCUUGUUACUUACCAUGUCAGGAAUGCUAUAGCACUGUGUAUUUCUCUGUAUAUAGGUAUGUCUAUCUGUUGGCAACUUUACGGAAACUGUUACUGUGCAGUUAUUUUGAUGAAAUUGUGUCCACAGUUUGGCCUUGGUCUAAGGGUGAGUGUAUAUAAUCUCCGUGGUGAUCCUGGGACAGUUUGCAAACGAUUCGCCGCCAUUGAUAGAAGUGUUUGUUCGUUUGUCUCUAGUGCCGGAUUUUGUUCAUUCAGCUGAGGUUGAACUUUGUACCCUCGGAGCGCCUUUGAUUGUAUUAUGCACCAGUUGCUACUGACAGGACAAAUGUACGCAAUAAGGUAAAAGUAUCCUCAGCACCAAAUAUUACCAGCUAAAAGUGUAGGUGGAUGGCCUGGUUACAGGUAAUUCACUAAAAUCAGUCAGCAUGUCAAGCAGACUGUUUUAAAAUCAGUCAGUACGUCAAACAGACUUUUUUUUAAAAUCAGUCAGCAUGUCAAACAGGUUGUACUAAAAUCAGUCAGCAUGUCAAACAGGUUGUACUAAAAUCAGUCAGCAUCUCAAACAGGUUGUACUAAAAUCAGUUAGCAUGUCAAACAGGCUGUUUUAAAAUCAGUCAGCAUGUCAAACAGGUUGUACUAAAAUCAGUCAGCAUGUCAAACAGGUUGUACUAAAAUCAGUCAGCAUGUCAAACAGGCUGUACUAAAAUCAGUCAGCAUGUCAAACAGGCUGUACUAAAAUCAGUCAGCAUGUCAAACAGGCUGUUUUAAAAUCAGUCAGCAUGUCAAACAGGUUGUACUAAAAUCAGUCAGCAUGUCAAACAGGCUGUACUAAAAUCAGUCAGCAUGUCAAACAGGUUGUACUAAAAUCAGUCAGCAUGUCAAACUGGCUGUUUUAAAAUCAGUCAGCAUGUCAAACAGGUUGUACUAAAAUCAGUCAGCAUGUCAAACAGGCUGUACUAAAAUCAGUCAGCAUGUCAAACAGCUUGUACUAAAAUCAGUCAGCAUGUCAAACAGGCUGUACUAAAAUCAGUCAGCAUGUCAAACAGGCUGUUUUAAAAUCAGUCAGCAUGUCAAACAGGCUGUUUUAAAAUCAGUCAGCAUGUCGAACAGGUUGUACUAAAAUCAGUCAGCAUGUCAAACAGGCUGUACUAAAAUCAGUUAGCAUGUCGAACAGGCUGUACUAAAAUUAAGAACAUGGCAUAGAAUAUAACAUAAAUAUUUAUUUAUUUAUUUGAUUGAUGUUUUACGCCGUACUAAAAAUAUGUCCCUUAUACGACGGCGGCCGGCAUUUUGGUGGGUGGAAACAGGGCGCAGCCCGGUCGAAACCCACGACCAUCCGUAGACUAAUAACAUGCAUACCACAGUAUAUUUAUUGCACAGCUUUUAAUUGUAUACCAUUGCUGCUUUGUUUUAAUAUGUUCAGUUAUGUAUUUGUUAAAAAUAGUGAUAUGUACUUGAUUAUUGCGGAAGCAGAUAAAACUGAAAGCUUAUAUUUAGAUCUUCUCCAGUAAUGUGUUGAAGCGGAGAGAAGUAAUAAGACAGCGUCUUGUCAUGAAUGUAUGUUUUCAGCUAUAAGUGUAUGUUUUCAGCUAUAAGUGUUUGUGAUUUUUUUCACUCGAAAUGUUAUGUCUCCUGAUAAUGACUUGUUUUUUGAUGUCUCGUCGUGUAUAACCAAAUAUAUACAUCCCUU
Liolophura sinensis is the source of this 3255-nucleotide messenger RNA. Its product is annotated as chitinase-3-like protein 1. The record is from RefSeq and is a predicted model, not a curated record. Gene Ontology annotation, molecular function: chitin binding; chitinase activity. Gene Ontology annotation, cellular component: extracellular region. The coding region runs from base 62 to 1513 and encodes 483 amino acids. The transcript has 11 exons. NCBI's taxonomy places the organism in Eukaryota, Metazoa, Mollusca, Polyplacophora, Chitonida, Chitonidae. Gene Ontology annotation, biological process: carbohydrate metabolic process; chitin catabolic process.